AUGAUAAUAGGUUCAACGGGUGAGGGCAAAAGUAGUCUUGUUAAUAUGAUUAUACGUAAGGACGCAGCUAAAGUCGAUGACGGUGUCGACGGAUGUACAUUUGAAUGUGAAGCUUACAAAACAGAACAUAACAGCAAAAGCUACUCGAUCAUCGAUACGCUGGGUUUAGACGGAUCCGAACAAGGAGCAACACCACACUGGAAAGCUGUGAAACAGCUUGUGAAGUUCGUAAAAUCGAAUAGUGACGGCUUUAACUUAUUCAUCUUUGUUAUGCGAAAAGGUCGCAAGAAAGCUUCCUUCGACUACAACCACAAUCUAUUUUUCAAUACACUUUUUGAAACAGAUAUACCUGCCAUUCUCUUCAUAUCUGGUUGUGAACGUGACGAACCAUUGGAUAAAUGGAUCACAAUCAAAAGUAAUGCUGACGGAUUCAGAAAACACAAAUUCGCAAACAUAUUAUGUGGAACCACUUUAAGUGACCCUAUUUAUCAAUCCGAGUGGAAUCUGACGUAUCAGGAAGUCUGGAAAGCUAUAGAAUCAACACAAUUGUCUCGGCCACGCACAGUAAGGGUACGAUUGAGUAUUAUUGAAAGAGCCGUUAACAUUAUUUUUGAAUUCUUUCAUAAGGAGCAGCCCUUUGCUCUGCCACUGACCAAUUCUACUAGGCUAGAAAGAGACUUAUGGAACAUGGGCUUUACUGAUACAAUGGUCAAAGAUAUUAUUAAUUCAAUCAAACCUGAUGAAGAAAUUCAAGAGAUUAAUAAAUGAGAUCUAAUCACACGACAGAGACACAUACUGAAUCCUCCAAUUCUGGUGCAUCCGAACAGAUGCUACCGGAUACUACUGACUGUGGAUAUGGGUGUGGGCGUAGGCAUGUGCGAUGUGUAGAGGAUUAUAUGAGUAACAACUACACUAACAUCCUAACUGUUAAAAUUUGUUUUAUUUAUGGUCUGAGUUCCUUCUCGAGAUUUUGAGGCGAAUGGCGGUGAUCAACGAUGCUGAUUCCGAAUAUGCGACGCUUAUUCAGCGAGAACACAUUCUUCAAAACUCAUUUGCGGUAAUAUUUAGUUGUCUGGUGUGGGUGUGGGUGUGGUUGUGGGUGCAGUGUGGGUGUGGGUGUGGGUGUGUCGGUGUGGGUGGUGUGUGGGUGUGGGUGGGGUGUCGGGGUAGGUGUGGGUAUGGGUGUGGGUGGGCCUACGUUGAUGGGAUGGACACGGGGGGCGGC
This is a messenger RNA of Rotaria sp. Silwood2, 1225 nucleotides long. Lineage: Eukaryota; Metazoa; Rotifera; Eurotatoria; Philodinida; Philodinidae. The record is from the annotation of a GenBank genome assembly.